Messenger RNA from Hyla sarda, 2766 nucleotides. It is a transcript of the gene KRIT1, whose product is annotated as KRIT1 ankyrin repeat containing. The record is from RefSeq and is a predicted model, not a curated record. The transcript is spliced from 18 exons. Gene Ontology annotation, cellular component: cytoskeleton; plasma membrane. NCBI's taxonomy places the organism in Eukaryota, Metazoa, Chordata, Amphibia, Anura, Hylidae. Bases 353 to 2584 code for a protein of 743 amino acids. Gene Ontology annotation, biological process: negative regulation of angiogenesis; cell redox homeostasis; regulation of establishment of cell polarity. Gene Ontology annotation, molecular function: protein binding.
GGUUAGCCGCGCCCCUAUAGUGUGGCCGCGCCCCUUUGCGGUUUAGACCACGCCCCAGGAAGACAUGCUGGCGAGUCUAGGAGAGGCUGGAGCGGGAUAACCUACUGCUGGGGGGGAUCAUACUAGCAGCCACAUCUCGGCCCCCGUCAGUCACCUCCAUCAAGAGUCACUACUGCAGGAGGAGCAGCAUGUGAAGACCACGGGGAUUCUGGGUAAGAAGAGAUAACAGACCGUCAGAGCCGAUGUGCCCAUAUUGUCAUUCUUCUCUCUCCUGUCCAUCCUUACAGUAAUGGCCGCCAGACGUGCCCUCCGUUUCUGAUCUUACCCAUUGACCAACCAGGGCAUUAUCACCAUGGGCAGCCCCACCGACACAGAAGAGGUGCACGUAGCUGUGAUCCGCCCCAAAAAUGCUGGUAGCCUCAAUUCGCGGGAAUAUCGUGCAAAACUGUACGAGAUCUUAAUGAUUGAGGUGCCUAUAGAAGGGCAAAAGAAAAAACGGAGGAAAGUUUUGCUGGAAACCUGUCUACAGGGGGAGAAAGACAAGUCCCAGGAGAUACUGGACUAUGUGCUGGAAGCCACCAAGCAAAGCUCUCCUUCAAAUCAAGGGGUGAAAGGCAAAAGAGUUGUGUUUAUGAACACAUUUCCUCUUGAAGGUGACAAGGCCGGUAAAGAAGCCACCCUGUUCCUGGUCCCAACCUCUGUCAAAGAUAAUUCUAAGACCAACUACAACCCUGGGAGUCCUGUGUUCUACUGCCUGCAGGAUAUCAUGAGAGUGUGCAGCGAGAGCAGCAACCAAUUAUCUACAGUUACAGCACGCAUGCUCAUUGCUCUGGAUAAGUGGCUCAAUGAACAACACACCAAGUCUCACGCUAUUUCCGCACUGUUCCGUCCAUCUCCUCUAGAUAGGAUUAAGACCAACGUGACAAACCCAGCAUAUUCUACAGAGGCGGGGCAGACCGAAGAUUCACUGCACAUGGGAUACACCGCCUUGGAAAUCAAGAGCAAAAUGAUGGCUCUGGAGAAAGCAGAUGUGUGCAUUUACAACCCCCUGUUUGGAUCAGAUCUGCAGUAUACCAACAGGGUUGAUAAAGUGGUGAUUAACCCAUAUUUUGGGCUGGGUGCCCCCGACUACUCCAAGAUCCAGAUUCCAAAAAGAGACAAGUGGCAGAGGAGCAUGAGCAGCGUCAUGGAAGACAAAGAGCGCCAGUGGGUGGACGACUUCCCUCUGCACCGCAGCGCCUGUGAGGGGGACACCGGGCUGCUCAGCAAACUACUAGAUGAAGGAUUUUCUGUCAACCAACUGGACAAUGACCAAUGGGCACCAAUACAUUAUGCAUGCUGGUACGGGAAGGUGGAGGCCACCAGCAUGUUACUGGACAAAGGAAAAUGCAACCCGAACUUACUGAACGGACAGCUGAGCUCACCGCUGCACUUUGCUGCUGGAGGCGGCCAUGCUGAAAUAGUACAAAUCCUCCUCAAUCACCCAGAGACGGACAGGCAUAUAACAGACCAACAAGGAAGGACGCCCCUGGAUAUUUGUGAAGAGAAUAAGCAGAGUAAAUGGGAGGAGACGGCGGAGCUGCUGAAGAAUUCCUUGAAUAAACAGUAUGAAAAGGUGCGCAUCUACCGAAUGGACAGCUCAUACCGCUCCGUGGAGCUGAAACAUGGCAAUAACACAACAGUGCAGCAGAUCAUGGAGGGGAUGCGCCUGUCCCAGGAGACUCAGCAGUUUUUUGCUAUCUGGAUCUGCUCAGAGAAUAUCAGCCUGCAGCUAAAGCCAUUUCACAAGCCCUUGCAGCACAUCAGAGACUGGAACGAGAUAGUGACUGACCUAACCAACCUGGACCCCCAGAGAGAGACUCCGCAGCUCUUCCUUCGCAGGGAUGUCAAGUUACCACUGGACGUAGAGCAAAAGAUUGAAGAUCCUCUUUCUAUACUGAUCCUUUUCGACGAAGCCCGAUACAGCCUCCUGAAAGGUUUCUACCCAGCAGCAGACGUGAAGCUGAUCACACUUGCCAGCCUCCUCCUGCAGAUCGUGUACGGGAACUACGAGAGCAAGAAGCAUAAGCAAGGAUUCAUGAAUGAAGAAAAUUUAAAGUCUAUUGUACCGAUCACCAAGGUGAAGAGUAAAGCCCCUCAUUGGACAAACCGAAUCCUCCAUGAGUAUAAGAUUUUGAGUACGAGUGAAGGGGUGAGCAAAGAAAUGCACCAUCUACAGCGGAUGUUUCUUCAGAACUGCUGGGAUAUACCCACCUAUGGAGCAGCGUUCUUCACAGGACAGAUAUUCACGAAGGCCACGUCCAGCAGUCACAAGGUCAUACGGGUGUAUGUGGGCAUCAAUACUAAAGGGCUGCACCUUCUCAACCUGGAGACCAAGGCUCUUUUAAUAAGUUUAAAGUUUGGCAGCUUUAAGUGGCAGCUGGGAGACGGGGACACCUGUUUCCAGAUCCACAGUAUGGAGAACAGAAUGAGCUUUGUCGUCCACACAAAACAGGCCGGCCUAGUAGUGAAGCUCCUGAUGAAACUUAGUGGUCAGCUAGUGCCUGGAGAGAACACCACGACAGAGCGAUACGGUUAUGGAUAGCGGCUACACCGUGUCUCCAGACCGCGCCCCACCGCGGCUUCUCUGUGAAUUCAUUGGAUGAUGCCCCGGCCACAGACCGCUGCUCACUCAUCUGCUCCUUUUUAUAUGUAUUUUUUUACUCGUUUUUUUGAUCCAAAAUAGAAAUAUAGAAAUGCUGUAAAAAAAAAAUAAAAAUCUUCAUA